CCAACCCUAUCUGAGCGACCCAUGCUAGAACCAUAACCCUGAAACAACCAUUGAAAUCGGUACCAUUCGACUCUCGAGAACCAUCCACGAGAACCUCAAAGAUGCAUUGUCCUUAUCUUUCGAUAACUCGGAGUCCGCCAUGUUCUGCCUCAUAUGCAGCCACAUGGAUUGCACAUUCCAGACUCGACGUUUUUCGCGAAGCGCGAAUGCGGCUGGAAGUUGGAUCUUUCCCUCUAGAUUCCACGACCACCACACCUGCACAAAAGGUAAGCAGCGACAGUGCGUGGUUGUCGCCAUGGUCGGCGGGCACCGAAAAGUCACCCAUCGACACGUCCUCCUUUCUCCCCGGAAUCGGUCGGACGUAAGCAGACUCCAUGCAUGUUCUAGACCCACGCAACGCUCUCAAAGACAGCACCUCUGCUAUCGGCCUUGCUUAGGUAGGCCUCUGGGAUUGCGCUUGUUGCAGUGUGGUAGAAAGAGCAGUUCUCAAAGAUGUGUUCAUCGAUAUCACUUUGUGCGAGAAACGUGCCUACGAUGCCAUGAUUUCAUUCUGAUCACCAACGAACAGGCCAAUCACCUCAACAGUUCAGCAUGUUUCUGCAGGACCCAACGGCGCAGCGACUGUUCUCAAAGUAUUCCAAGCCUCUGCUCUGCCAUAUGGACUGUUCAUGAUGCGUUGCUGAUAUUGCGAGAAGCCUUCUCGCAGGCCCACCGCGUUCCUAACCAGUUUUCAGAGAAGACCGAGCUAUCAGCAUCUUUUCAUGGUUUAACAUGUUGCGCAGAGACGUCCCCUCCUGCGAUCAACCGACCCGCAAGCUGGGUGCGACCCUUUCGCCGACACCUUAGUGCCACAUGCUCAUCGAGCAACCUGCCACCAACCUCUCCUAGCAGUGUUUCCGAUGGUGUCUACCCUCUCCCACGAUAUCGUACCAGCCUGUACCGAAGCUGUCCGCAAAGAAAGUCCCACCGUCAUUCCGCUUUGCUACUACAUCCCAAAACCACGAGCCACUGCGACUUAAACCACAGGAAAUUCAUAUGCAGGGCAACGGCUUGCCAUAGUGAACGACGAAAUCCGAAUGAAAAGCUCGGCGCCUGCCUUCGUAUCAAGCAUCGAGGGCCACGACAACCGAGUAGACUAGCGACCAAUAUCUCGCUCACCCCCACCUUCGUCUAAGCCAGCGCCUCGGAACAUGCGCGAUAUGAGUGACGACAAGCAUCCUGAUUGCCUGACCUCUCUACCGACACAACAGAGAGACUCUUAGCAUAUUCAUCGUGGGAAGUGUCCAAGGAAGACAUCUGCUGCAGCUACUGUC
Molecule: messenger RNA, 1313 nt
Organism: Exophiala viscosa
Lineage: Eukaryota; Fungi; Ascomycota; Eurotiomycetes; Chaetothyriales; Herpotrichiellaceae
Exons: 3
Coding region: 140-1174 (344 amino acids)
Source: RefSeq, a predicted model, not a curated record